Anopheles cruzii is the source of this 2788-nucleotide messenger RNA. RefSeq names its product melanotransferrin (gene Tsf2). NCBI's taxonomy places the organism in Eukaryota, Metazoa, Arthropoda, Insecta, Diptera, Culicidae. Gene Ontology annotation, cellular component: plasma membrane; early endosome; recycling endosome. Bases 63 to 2495 code for a protein of 810 amino acids. Gene Ontology annotation, biological process: iron ion transport. The transcript is spliced from 4 exons. The record is from RefSeq and is a predicted model, not a curated record.
GUGCUUCUAUUAAUUUCUGUUUAGUUUGAUUUUCGGUAGUUGUUUAUGUUUUUCGUAUAGCGAUGAAGACUCCGCAUAGUUUAGUGCCCCUUGGCACGAUAUUGCUGUGUUUAGCAGUACUUUCUUCAGGACAAUAUUAUUUCGAGGAAGAGAAAGAAAUGAAUAAUAACUUUGUAUGGUGUACAACAAGUUUGGAGGAAACGUACAAAUGCCAGAACUUCACAAAGGCCCUCGAACGAGAUGUGGCACUGUUUAAUGAUUAUUUCUUAAACAUUUCCUGCCACCAUGGAUACGAUCACGACGACUGUAUGACGUUAAUCAACGACCGCAAGGCCGACGUGAUGACGCUGGACGCCGGAGAAGUUUUUAGCGGUGGCCGAUUCCACUCGUUGAUCCCCCUUAUGCAAGAAGGAUACGAAGGAGGGUUUACACAGUAUCACGCCGUUGCUGUUAUCAAGAAAGGAUCGCUUCAGGAUGUGACCCAUCUAAGGCAUCUGCGUGGCAAAAAAGGCUGCUUUGCUUGGGUUGGUAGCCACGCAGGCUGGACGGUUCCCAUCUAUACCCUGCAACGUGAAGGAGGAAUGGUCAUAACGGACUGCAACAACAUUGUGAAAACGACGACGGACUUUUUCGGUCCAUCGUGUGCCGUCAAUGCAUUGAUCGAUAAGUACAAUCCGAUCGGAGACAAUUCGAACAAUCUCUGCUCUCUGUGUACCGGGGUGAUUCCAGGCGGAAAAUGUAGCCCUUCAGACCCGUAUGCUGGUUUUGAGGGUGCUUUUCGUUGUUUGGUGGAAGCAGGGGACAUUGCUUUCUUGAAACACACCACAGUGGAAGAAAUGGUAGAAAGUGGCUUUUUACCGGGCCUGACCGUUGAUCAGUUUGAACUGCUGUGCAAGGAUGGAACUCGUCAACCGAUUGCUCAAUAUCGCCAAUGCCAGUGGAGCAGCGUGCCGUCUCAUGCACUAGUAAUAUCGAGUGCUGUCUCAAAAUCGGAGCGGCGAAAACUGAAAAAGUUUUUUACGAAAGCAGUCAAUUUGUAUGGAUCGAAACAGCAACGAUACAAUAGCAGUACAUCCUCGGCCUAUGAUCGGCAGGACGAUCGUUACAAUCCAUAUCAAAAUAGGUUCACCACAACAACGACUACAUAUUCUCCGUUCAACGAGGGAUCCACAAAUUACAGUACUCAGCCUUACGAGUCCUUCGAUCUAUUCGAAUCAAAGCGAUACGGAAGACGUUUGAAUUUGAUGUUUCAAGACUCAACUCGUCACCUGGCACCGAUAGAUGAUGAUAAGCAAAAUUAUCAAAAGUUUCUCGGUAAUUCACUCGAACAAAUCUACGGCACCCGUUCCUGUCCCGUGGGCCGAAUGAUGUUGUGCGUUACGUCCGACGCGGAAUACGAGAAAUGCAUCAAGAUGCGAACUGCAUUGAAGGCGCAGUUAAUAAAGCCCGAUAUGCUGUGUUUGAAAGCGCAUUCUCACAUAACGUGUAUGCAGCACAUCCAAUCAGGCACAGCUGAUGUGGCUGUGCUAGAUGCAAGCGAUGUAUACACAGCGGGACUUCACUACGAUCUGAUGCCUUUUAUGUCGGAAAUAUAUGAUCUGGGUCUACCAGAGUACUACGUGGUGGCGGUAGCCAAGGAAGAAGAUCCUGAUACCGAGCUUACUUACCUGCGUGGAAAGUACACGUGUCAUUCCGGGAUCAAUACUGCGGCAGGCUGGGUCUAUCCGAUGGCCUAUCUCAUUUCGAAUGGCUGGAUUCGUCCGUACGGUUGUGAUAGUAUUCGAGCAGCCGCGGAAUACUUCACAAAGUCGUGCGUCCCCGGUGCAAUCAGCAAAGAGUACAACACGGGUGUUCCAUACGACAAUAUGUGCGAUCUGUGCCAUGGUAAUAGCUUCCGCUAUUGUCGACGUGAUGCGUCGGAAGAUUAUUACGGCAACACCGGUGCCUUCCGAUGCUUGGUGGAAGGCGGUGGUCAUGUUGCAUUUGUUCGUCAUACAACCGUUAUAGAAAACACGGGAGGCAAGAAGCGCGAAUGGUGGGCCCGAGAUGCCUUUCCGGAUGAUUUUGAGCUACUGUGUCCGGAUGGAACCCGUGCUGAGGUGAACGAGUUCAAGAAGUGUAAUCUCGGUGUAGUCAAGGCAAAUGCUAUUGUUGCCCGCGGAGGACGUGGUUACAAUGGUACGGAAAUGAACGCUUACAUCAAUCUGUUUACCUACGCUCAACAGUUCUACGGAAGGAAGUUCUCCGAUGAAUUUAGUUUCAGCAUGUUUUUCUCACCUCCUCCGUAUCAUGAUCUGAUAUUUUCCGAUGCCACCAGAGGAUUGCGCGUAGUAGAUUCCGAUAAACGCUGGUUCGAUGCUUACCUAGGGCCAAACUUCAUGCGCGCUCGUCGCAUUACGGACUGCCAUGCUGGGUCCUCAAUUUUGUAUAUAAGUGCCUUAAAUAGUUGUAUGCUAGUUGUUUCUGUAUUAUUCUCUCUGAAGUUCAUAUUUUAGGAGGAGUAACUGACCCACUUUUCAACACAACCUUUAACAACAGGAAACGGUUCCGUCCAAUCGUACAUCCAAACACAAAUAUAUUGUAAGAUAAAGUAAGAAUGAUGAUUUUAAUGCUCUGAACAUUCCAUUCUAUCUUGUAAUCAAAAUACAAUUAUUGCCCUGUUAUUUCAAUUGAAUCAUUACAUUUUCUACAGAUCUGAAUCUGAAUCUGAAACACGUUUUAACCUGGAUUAAGAUUAGUUUAAAAUUCCGUGAAAGGGAUCCGCGCUAUGAACGUGUAGAAAUAUAUA